Seriola dumerili (greater amberjack) is the source of this 2453-nucleotide messenger RNA. It is a transcript of the gene lpar3, whose product is annotated as lysophosphatidic acid receptor 3. The transcript is spliced from 3 exons. Gene Ontology annotation, cellular component: membrane. The record is from RefSeq and is a predicted model, not a curated record. Gene Ontology annotation, biological process: G protein-coupled receptor signaling pathway. Bases 287 to 1357 code for a protein of 356 amino acids. Lineage: Eukaryota; Metazoa; Chordata; Actinopteri; Carangiformes; Carangidae. Gene Ontology annotation, molecular function: lysophosphatidic acid receptor activity.
AGUGCUUGAGCAGACAGCGGUACCGUCUCCGUGAUCGGACCUCGCGCGGUCAACCUGAGGAACUGAGGCAUGGGACCGGCGCGGCACACGCCCUCUACGUCACCAAGUUGAAGUCUCAAAGUGAAGACGCUCAACUUUCCUGCCUUCACUUCGUCCCCUGUCCCGCUGCCGGCGCCUCCGUCCGUCCACCGCUGCGGAGGCUCAGAGGAAACAUGCUCAUGAACUCACGGAAUAUUUCGCAACCUUUGAUCCACUGACGCCCCUCUAUCACAGACUUGCCUCUAAAAUGGCCCAGCAGAACCAGACCUGUCAUUAUAAUGAGUCCAUGGGCUUCUUCUAUAACAACAUUGGCGCUGAUGAUAAAUGGGACAAAACUCAGCUCAUCCUCGUCCAGGUGGUGGGCUCACUCUUCUGCUGUUUCAUCCUGGUCUCCAACGCCAUGGUGAUAGCUGCUGUCAUCACCAACAAGAGGUUUCACUACCCUUUCUACUAUCUUCUUGCUAACCUCGCUGCCUCGGAUUUCCUCGCUGGCAUAGCGUACGUGUACCUCAUGUUUAACACGGGCGAGGUGUCGCGGCAGCUCACAGUUAAAGGAUACUUUAUCCGCCAAGGCCUGCUGGACAUCAGUCUGUCAGCCUCACUGUCUAACCUGCUGGUAAUAGCACUGGAGCGCUACAUCUCCGUCAUGAACUGGAAAGUCCACAGCAACCUGACAAAGAGGAGGGUGACCCUGCUGAUCGUGCUUGUGUGGGCCAUCUCCAUCCUCAUGGGGGCCGUGCCCAGUCUGGGCUGGAACUGCAUCUGCAACCUGAGUGAUUGCUCCCAGCUGGCUCCCAUCUUCAGCAGGGGCUACCUGGUCUUCUGGUCUGCGUCUAACCUGGUGGUGUUCCUGGUCAUGGUGGCAAUCUACAUGAGGAUCUACACCUACGUCAAGAAGAAGACGUCGGUGCUCAUGCCGCACACAAGCGGCUCCAUCAACCGCAAGAGGACGCCUAUUAAGCUCAUCAAGACAGUGAUGGUCGUGCUUGGGGCCUUUGUGAUCUGCUGGACCCCCGGCCUGGUUGUUCUCCUGCUGGAUGGCCUCAACUGUAAGAGUUGUAACGUCAUGAAAUUAAAACGAUGGCUGCUGCUCCUGGCCGUACUCAACUCCGUCAUGAACCCUUGCAUUUACUCUUACAAGGACGAGGAAAUGUGGACAACGUUCAAGAACCUCAUGCGGUGUAUUGGAAACGGUACUCGGCGGCAGCGGUCAACGAAGGCCAACGCCAGGCCGCUCAGCUCUGGUCAGGACACGGGCACCAGCCACCUCCCGCCAGAGGAGAUAAAAAAUGAUGAUCAGCGUAUACUGAAGACCUGAAAAUGGAACUCGCUAAGAACUUUGCAGAACUCAUGUCCAGCUUCGACUGGACGUACCUUAUGAAGAUAUAAGAACAUAAGAUACAGACUGGAGAUGACUUGAAAGAGAGACAACACAUUUUGUCUCCAGUUGGUCUCCAGGAAGUUAUUGUCGUCCUCAGAUUAAAAGUACUUUCUCGAAGAGACACUGCAGGCCCGCUGCUCCAGUGUGGAGCUGAGGCUGGGGUGAGAUGAAGAGACUUUGAUGCACUAAUAAUGACACAUGACUCUCAUUUAUAAGUAGUGAGAGAUUGCUGAUGCUGUUUCAUCCUGCUUUUUUGUCUUCCUCAUCACAUCCCUGUGGGUUAUUUGAUCUUGGAUGACACUCUGCUCCAAUAGCUCUAGAAAGACCCGGUAUGAGGUACACAGCGGUACAUUUCUACUUUUACCUCAAAAAGGGGUAAAAAUCAUGUAAUGGGUGAUUUUUUUUCACCCUAAUAUAAUUUUUUGUAAAGUUUUAAUGAAUGAACUAGUCAAGAAAUAUAACUUGUUUAUAGUCAGGUACUAUAAAACUGUAGGUGUGCUUGAAUAGGGCAUGGUUUUAAUGAUUAUUUCCUGUUGUUAAACACAGCCAAUGAAAAAUACUGUAAACUGCUGUACUGUAUGCCUCUACUUGUACCUCCUGUAAUAUGUAAUAAUUUCAACUGUGUGAUAUAGCUAGCAUGCUCGGUGAGACCUGAUUUUUUUGGCCAUUUUCACCCAGUUUUACUUUGUAAAGCAGUUUUGCCUGUGGAGAACAGAUAACAGCGUCACUCCUCUCUAGUCAGAUAUGUCCUCUUUUAUCAGCUCGCCUAAACAUACAUAACCCCCGCCUGCAGCACCUCAUGCAGGCGAACUUGUUCUCCCUGUAGCAUUCUUACACAUCCGCCUCAACACCCUGAACUCAGAGGCUGCUGUCAUGCUGACGAAACAGCUGCUCAUCUGAGAGUGGAGGGGUGGUUGUAAGGUUAUGUUGCAACACACUGGAUUCUUGCAGGAAGUUCAGCAUACACUUUGUGCCUGCAGGAACCGAAGAGGAUAUGACUGAAUAGACUGUAACCGCCACCCCCACCCCCACC